AUGGAGUACUUCUCUGAAACGACUAAUUCAUCAAUAUCAACUAGCUCAUAUUAUCGUCAACCCUUUAUUUCUAAAGAUAAUGAUAUUGAGGGUAACAAACCCCUCGACCUUUUCCCAAACGAGAAGCAAAAUGAUCUUGAGCCUCUUCCACUAAUAAGCUGCUUACUUCGUUCACCUGAACAACCUGCAUAUGAAAACCCUAAAGCGUGCAGUAAUCUUGAAGUAAUUGAUCAUAAUGAAGAUGUUACUGUGGCUUUGCACAUUGGUCUUCCAGAAUAUUCACCGGAUCAUUAUGGGUUCAUCAUGGAUUCCAACGGAACCCCUGAUCCAAACGACGUCGCAGCAGCCGAGAAGUACUGGAUUCCAACUCCGGAACAAAUUCUCAUCGGCUUCACUCACUUUUCCUGCCAUGUCUGCUUCAAGACAUUCAACCGCUAUAACAAUCUUCAGAUGCAUAUGUGGGGGCAUGGAUCACAAUAUCGAAGAGGGCCGGAGUCGCUGAAAGGAACGCAGCCACGAGUGAUGCUUGGGAUUCCAUGUUAUUGCUGCGCAGAAGGAUGCAAAAACAACAUAGAGCACCCGCGAGCCAAGCCUCUCAAAGAUUUUAGGACGCUCCAAACUCACUACAAAAGGAAGCAUGGCAUGAAGCCCUUCACGUGUCGCAAAUGUGGCAAGUUGUUGGCCGUCAAAGGUGACUGGAGAACCCACGAGAAGAACUGCGGAAAGCGCUGGCUUUGCGUUUGCGGUUCUGAUUUCAAGCACAAGAGAUCCCUCAAAGACCACAUCAAAGCAUUUGGUUCUGGUCAUAGCCCCUAUGGUUUCACCAUUGAUAUCUGCAUCGAUCCCAAUGACGAAAUCGAUGACGAAACAGAAGAGGAAAUCGAAACGGAAUUCAAUGGAGAACCCGAUGAUGAAAUUGAUGUUAUCUCUACUCGUACGAGAAAGCUAUCAUUUAGUUCUGGUUCAAAAUCCAAAUCCGCUCAAUCUCCGCCGAAUGUUAAGGCAUCUCCCCGAACUCCUUCAGUGGCAUCUAUUCCGAAAAAAGCACAGGUUGCUGCGGAAAAUCAUUUCGAAAAGCCAGCAUGUUAUUUAGGUGACUCAAGAUCUAUAGUUCAAUAUUUAGAGGAAGUUCAUAUCCGCGAUGCUCGUUUAAGUGAAGUACUAGAGGGGUCAGAACCUGACUCUGAUGCGGAGGAAGAAAUUUACUCUCAAGUUUUAUCAAGUGAAAUGUAUGAAAAAUAUGGUUUCAAAUGUGGCAUAGGUCAUGUACUAAGAAAAGCGCCACAAGCUCGCAAAUCUAGAUGGUCAGGAUAUGAAAAGCUUGAAAAUGAAGUUCAGAAAAACAAACGUCGUAUGUUGGAUAUGGAAAUUCUAAUGAAGCAACAACAUGAGUUUAUUCAAAAGCUACUUCAACAGAUAAAUCUGCCAUCAGAUCAUCCCGGACCUUCCGUCCCAAGAAGAGAAGAUCCUCCACUGCCGGCCUCAGUUUGUUAG
This is a messenger RNA of Morus notabilis, 1494 nucleotides long. Its product is annotated as zinc finger protein WIP3. Gene Ontology annotation, cellular component: nucleus. The transcript is spliced from 6 exons. Gene Ontology annotation, biological process: regulation of gene expression; anatomical structure development. NCBI's taxonomy places the organism in Eukaryota, Viridiplantae, Streptophyta, Magnoliopsida, Rosales, Moraceae. Gene Ontology annotation, molecular function: DNA-binding transcription factor activity. Bases 1 to 1494 code for a protein of 497 amino acids. The record is from RefSeq and is a predicted model, not a curated record.